AAAUUGAGAAUUUCUUGUCAUUCCUUUCACCAUUGUGUUACCUAAUAACAUAAUAUUCUACAACCAAGAGAAAAAUAGAGAGGUAAAAUAUAUUUCUUAUAUUGGCUUCCAUUGACAUGAAUUCCUUUCUUAUCGGUCUCCUCUUCCUCCGGCUGAGAUUAAAAUUUCAAACUCUUCCAUUCCUCCACCACGGAGAACGUUGCCAUUGAUCGCUGCCUCCUCCUAUAACGUUACAGAUCCUCGAUUUUGCAUUACCAUCAACAGGUCGUUCCUCUAACAUCCCAUUUUCCAAGAUAAUAUCUCAUUACCAUUCUAUGUAACAUCAACAAUAGGAGAAAGAAGAAAAAUAUUCAAAUUUGUGUUUGGCCCUCCUCUCAUCUUGUUCACAAGCCUUAGAGAGGAGGUGACAUAACAUGGCGGGGACAGAGGACCCUUCUCCCGAUAAGAGAUCUGGAUGCGGAUUACUAACCGCGGUGUUCGGGAAAAAGGGAGGAGGGAUGUGGUCACGGAGAGGAACAUCUACAGGCUCCAUCCCACCCGUUGUGACGACAGUAGAAGCCAACCCCCGUAAUUUGGUCAUGUCCCCGAGUUUCGCAAAGAGGCGAAAGAACUCGGAAGAAGCCAUGAUGAAUGGAUCAAUGCAAGGUCAUCAUCAUCAAAACCCAAUCCCUAUUAAUCAUCAUCCCACCAAGGUCCCUCCCUCGAAUUCCCAUCCAUACCAACAGCCAUCAUCAAUAGGUAGAACACCAAAUGCAACAAGAACAACAAACAACAACGUUAAUGGGACAUAUGCAAGUAAGAAAGUGCCUAAGGAGAAAGUUAGCAUUUCUGGGGAGCUGGAUAGCAUGAUCAAUGAUCAUCAAAGGAACAACAAUGGGGAUAUUCAUUUGGUUCGUGCUUCCUCCAGUAACGUGAUGCUCUAUGGAAAUCUAGGAAACUUGAGGCAACCGCAACAGCAAGGGGAUGAUGUAGGGAAUGCAUACUAUCAAAGUAGUGGGAUGGCGAAUGUUGCGAUGAAGAAACAAAGUGAAUAUAAGAACAAUGCGCCAUCGUCUCUUUGCAGAGCUCUUUCAACGAGAAUGGACCCUGAGCAAUUGAAGAUCAUGGGGAACGAGGAUUACAAGAACGGGAAGUUUGCAGAGGCUCUGGCUCUUUACGAAGCUGCGAUUGCUAUUGACCCAAAUAAGGCCUCGUACAGGAGCAACAAAAGUGCUGCAUUAACAGCCCUGGGAAGGAUUCUAGAGGCAGUCUUCGAGUGCAGGGAAGCCAUUCGAAUCGAACCCAAUUACCAUCGUGCACAUCACCGCCUUGCCAACUUGUACCUCAGAUUAGGAGACGUGGAGAAAUCGAUCUACCACUACAAACACGCAGGUCCGGAGGCGGAUCACAUCGACAUCUCAAAGGCGAGAUCCCUUCAAACUUGUCUCAACAACUGCACGGAGGCGAGGAGAACGCGCGAGUGGAACAAUCUCAUCAGAGAAACAGAGGCUGCCAUAAGAGCAGGAGCAGAUUCAGCGCCCCAAAUAUAUGCACUACAAGCCGAGGCACUGAUGAAGCACAACAAGCACCAGGAAGCAGAUGAUGCGAUGAAAAGGAGCCCGAAUUUCGACGCCGAUGAGUGUACGAAGUUCUUUGGACCAAUUGGCAGCGCCAGCAUUUUGGCGGUGCGAGCUCAGGUGGACAUGGCAAUGGGAAGGUUCAAUGAUGCUCUGGCGGCAGCUCAGCGGGCGACGGCGUUGGAUUCGAACAACAGGGAAGCCGGCGCGGCGAUGAGGAAGGCACGAGCCGUCGCGGCGGCUCGUGCCAACGGUAACCAGCUGUUUAAGGUCGGGAAAUUUCACGACGCAUUGGCGGCGUACGAGGAAGGACUGCAGCACGAUUCUCACAACUCUGUUUUGCUCUGCAACCGAGCCGCCUGUAGAUCCAAGCUCGGGCAGUUGGAGAAGGCUGUUGACGACUGCUCCUCUGCUCUCAAUGUUCGCCCUGGGUAUGCCAAAGCCAGGCUGAGAAGAGCCGAUUGCUACGCUAAGUUGGAGAAAUUGGAAGCUUCAAUGGAAGACUACGAGAUGUUGCAAAAGGAAUCGCCAGAUGAUGAAGAGGUGAGGCGGGGCUUAAGGGAAGUCAAGGCAAGACUGAGGAAACAAAGAGGAGAAAUGUGAUAUAAAUAGUAGAAAAAUGUUCGGAUUGAAAACAUUUGUUGUAUAUUUUAGAUGGAGACCUGUGUUUUUUUACAAGAGAUGGAUGAAGAUGCUGCUGUAAAUUAAAAUUUCCUUGGUUCAAUAGAAUUAAUUUCAUGUACAAUGAUAAAAAUUGUGUAUAGAAUUUGAUUAUGUGCUCUCAAUGUGUUUGUCGGGA
Linum tenue is the source of this 2355-nucleotide messenger RNA. NCBI's taxonomy places the organism in Eukaryota, Viridiplantae, Streptophyta, Magnoliopsida, Malpighiales, Linaceae. The record is from the annotation of a GenBank genome assembly.